AUGGACGGAUCAUCAAUAGCGAUAUCGGUAGCAGAUCCCAAAGAUGCACAUGUUGAAAAGACUACGUUACGGCCGAUUCGAGACACGGGAGGAAAGAAGCCGUUACAACUAAGUCAAGAAAUCCUCAAAAUUGACAAUGAAAAUCUAAUUAACCAUGUCGAAGUUGAAUCAAAAAAAAAGUACGAGGAAGCUCCGAAGAAACUACAAGUGGCUACUGUCUGCAAUCUUGCUCGAGGAUAUCAUAGCUUUGUACUGGCCGGGACCGGGUAUGGGAAGUCGAGGAUUGCAGAACUUUACUUUCACCUGUAUGCGCCGCAAACAAAGCCGGUGGUGAUCGUGCUUAACCCGUUGGAUUCGUUGGGCAAAGACCAGGUUCGAGAGAAAACAAAUGCAAACAUCAGUGCAAUCAGCCUCGGAAAAAUGAAAAUGACAAAGGAUCUAGUAGUGAAAUUGAAGAGAGGAGACUAUGCUUUUAUUUACCUGAGCCCCGAAGUUUUCUUGAACAACGAGUUGUUCACAGAUGUAUUCUUCAGCAGCGAGUUCCAGAGCCGACUCGUUCUGAUUGUUUUAGACGAGGCCCACAUGGUGUACGUUUGGGGCCUAGUUGAAUCGGGUAAAGCCAAGUUCCUGUCGGUACGGGAUCGUCUUCAAGAUUACGGCAUCUUCCGACCAUUGUAUGGAAAGCUUGGUGAUCGCUUGAUGGCCACGAACCAUGUCCCCCUGCUUUUGUUAUCUGCAACCUGUCGUCCAGUCGCUGUUGAAUCAAUUUUAGGAAGCUUGAUGCUAAAAAGGGUCGAUAUUGAAUUUUUUCACGGUGAACUUGUACGGCCUGAAAUCCGAAUCCUCAGGUUUUACAUGGAAUACCCACUUAAAUCUUGUGACGACCUGCUGAGAAUGUUCUCGAAACAAUCGGAGAUACGUAACGAAGAAUUAAUUCCUAUGCUGAUUUAUUCUGGCACACGCAAGGCAACCCUGAGUGUGAUCAAUGUUGUCAAUAGAGCUCGAGGGAAAAAGAAAGAUGCUUACAACAGUAAAAGCCGGCUUAUUCGACGCUAUCAUGCCUGUACCGGAGACGAAGACAAGUUAGAUUGCGUGGAAGACUUUGAAAAAGAUAAAUUUCCAAUAUUUUCAAGUACAAUGGCACUUGGAUUAGGUCAAAACUGGAAGCGAGUUCGAUGUGUCGUACACAUGGGUCGAGGCGAUCCAUCAACCAUUAGCCAAAUGAUGGGACGCUGUGGAAGAGACGGACGACCAGGAUUAGCGCUAUUAUUCAUGGAGCUAAAAAGAAAAAAAGGGAAGAACAGUGUGAAAGAUUUCAAAAUUGGUAAAAAGCAACUCACGGAUGAUGACCGUAUGGAUGCGUAUGCUGUGACUCCUGUUUGCUUGAGGGUAGCAAUUGCUGUUGAUAACUGUUGUGGAUACAUACCUAUUUCCAGGGACGACCCAAACUAUCUGAAGGAAGAAUCUCGUCAAAAGUCAAAAAACUUUGACUGCUGUAAAUGCUCAAACUGUGAACCAAUCGCUGCAAAUAAAAUACACAACUCUGCGCACCUAUUCACCAAAGAAAAUUUUGAAGAUGUCUUGAGCGAUCCUGGCCAUUUCACAGAAGGCUUACCCGAGUACGUUAAACCCAAGAAGAAGAGACAUACCAAAAUCAAAUACAAAAGCCGAUUCCCAAAAGCCGUUGUCAAGAAGAUUUCCGAUGAUCUAGUAACUUCGUUCGAAGGAUUUUACCAUGAUGUUAUGGGAUCAAAGCCGAGAACUAAAGCAGCCAAGUAUUUUACUGAAGACAACGCAAAAGCUGUGGCGCAAGCAAUUGAAGAAAUAAAGGAAGCUAGUUUGAUUGCAAAACUUAUUGGAGGGGAAUGGUUCGAUAACCAGGUCGACAACAUGUUUUCUUUUAUUGAACAAUACAAAAAAACUGGAUGGUUUGAACAGCAAGUUUUCAAUUUGGAUGAGGGGAAACGACGAAAAGAGAAUGAAAAACAAGAAAACUUGCGAAAGAAAAAAAACGACAAUGAGGAGAAACGUCAGACCAAUGAAAGGAAAGAAGCCGAGAAACUGGCCAAACGUGCGGAGGAUACCGCAGUUCUGGAGGGUUUCAAGCGAGUUCGUGCAGCCGAAGCCGAGGAGAAAAGGGCAAGAGGAGAUUUUCCAACAACUUUGGCAGAAACUAUUGUCUCCAGAAGAUAA
Messenger RNA from Puccinia graminis f. sp. tritici CRL 75-36-700-3, 2193 nucleotides. RefSeq lists its product as uncharacterized. Bases 1 to 2193 code for a protein of 730 amino acids. The transcript has 5 exons. Gene Ontology annotation, cellular component: chromosome; cytoplasm. Gene Ontology annotation, biological process: double-strand break repair via homologous recombination. Lineage: Eukaryota; Fungi; Basidiomycota; Pucciniomycetes; Pucciniales; Pucciniaceae. The record is from RefSeq and is a predicted model, not a curated record. Gene Ontology annotation, molecular function: four-way junction helicase activity; nucleic acid binding; 3'-5' DNA helicase activity.